Molecule: messenger RNA, 569 nt
Organism: Patiria miniata (bat star)
Lineage: Eukaryota; Metazoa; Echinodermata; Asteroidea; Valvatida; Asterinidae
Exons: 3
Coding region: 201-569 (122 amino acids)
Source: RefSeq, a predicted model, not a curated record
AAAAAACCACGCAGUGACAUGCGCACUAGCAACUGAUCGUGAAAGUAUCAAGCCGGUUCCCACACAUUUAUAGGAUAACGCUGUGUGCAGUUGUCAGUGUUGUUUCUGACAGAGAAGGGUUGGGCCUCGAGAACUGGUCAAUCGUCAAACUGUGAGAUUAUUAGGAGAAUUUCUUGGAUGAAUUGCUAGACACCGCCGCCAUGUUUCGAAACACCCUGGCAGAUCUGCACAACCCCAGCGAUGACAUCGUGUACGGGUUCACACAGCCCGAUGGCCUGCAGGGAACCCGCCAGUUUCACCACUGGCCUCGUUUUGGGGUGGACGAGGACGUCCUGGACAUCCCAUUGGAGGAUUUGGGUCACGAGGGGCGCAGGAGACGCUCCAUGUACGGCAAGAGGCGUGGCUUUACACCGGAGGAGAGAACCAAGCGCGUCAUCCUGUGUUUCAUAGUUGUCAUCGUGGUGAUCGUGCUAUUGGUGGGAGGGAUAUUUCCCGCCAUUUUCUUGAGCAAUUACACAAAUUCAGCUGUCCUCUACUCAUCACUCACCGAUGCACGCAUAGAUGAAUAA